Molecule: messenger RNA, 3072 nt
Organism: Procambarus clarkii (red swamp crayfish)
Lineage: Eukaryota; Metazoa; Arthropoda; Malacostraca; Decapoda; Cambaridae
Source: RefSeq, a predicted model, not a curated record
AUGGUUACUAGGGGCACCAGCUUGCAGGUGGCAGCCCGCCCUCACACCCCUGAUCCAUACAUAUCUUCCCUUUCAUUCCAGUCCUACAUCCCGACCUAUUCAACCAGCAACAUCUCAGCCCCUGCAACCUGCACCUCAGUCCCCGUCAACCUGCACCUCAGUCCCCGUCAACCUGCACCUCAGUCCCCGUCAACCUGCACCUCAGUCCCCGUCAACCUGCACCUCAGUCCCCGUCAACCUGCACCUCAGUCCCCGUCAACCUGCACCUCAGUCCCCGUCAACCUGCACCUCAGCCCCCGUCAACCUGCAUCUCAGCCCCCGUCAACCUGCACCUCAGCCCCCGUCAACCUGCACCUCAGCCCCCGUCAACCUGCACCUCAGCCCCCGUCAACCUGCACCUCAGCCCCCGUCAACCUGCACCUCAGCCUCCUUCAACCUGCACCUCAGCCUCCUUCAACCUGCACUUCAGCCUCCUUCAACCUGCACCUCAGCCUCCUUCAACCUGCACCUCAGCCUCCUUCAACCUGCACCUCAGCCCCCGUCAACCUGCACCUCAGCCCCCGUCAACCUGCACCUCAGCCCCCGUCAACCUGCACCUCAGCCCCCGUCAACCUGCACCUCAGCCUCCUUCAACCUGCACCUCAGCCCCUGCAACCUGCACCUCAGCCCCCUGCAACCUGCACCUCAGCCCCCUUCAACCUGCACCUCAGCCCCCUUCAACCUGCACCUCAGCCCCUUCAACCUGCACCUCAGCCCCUUCAACCUGCACCUCAGCCCCUUCAACCUGCACCUCAGGCCCCGUCAACCUGCACCUCAGGCCCCGUCAACCUGCACCUCAGGCCCCGUCAACCUGCACCUCAGGCCCCGUCAACCUGCACCUCAGGCCCCGUCAACCUGCACCUCAGGCCCCGUCAACCUGCACCUCAGGCCCCGUCAACCUGCACCUCAGGCCCCGUCAACCUGCACCUCAGGCCCCGUCAACCUGCACCUCAGCCCCCGUCAACCUGCACCUCAGUCCCCGUCAACCUGCACCUCAGCCCCCGUCAACCUGCACCUCAGCCUCCUUCAACCUACACCUCAGCCUCCUUCAACCUGCACCUCAGCCUCCUUCAACCUGCACCUCAGCCUCCUUCAACCUGCACCUCAGCCUCCUUCAACCUGCACCUCAGCCUCCUUCAACCUGCACCUCAGCCUCCUUCAACCUGCACCUCAGCCUCCGUCAACCUGCACCUCAGCCUCCGUCAACCUGCACCUCAGCCUCCGUCAACCUGCACCUCAGCCUCCGUCAACCUGCACCUCAGCCUCCGUCAACCUGCACCUCAGCCUCCGUCAACCUGCACCUCAGCCUCCGUCAACCUGCACCUCAGCCUCCGUCAACCUGCACCUCAGCCUCCGUCAACCUGCACCUCAGCCGCCGUCAACCUGCACCUCAGCCGCCGUCAACCUGCAUCUCAGCCCCCGUCAACGUGCACCUCAGCCCCCUUCAACCUGCACCUCAGCCCCUGCAACCUGCACCUCAGCCUCCUUCAACCUGCACCUCAGCCUCCUUCAACCUGCACCUCAGCCUCCUUCAACCUGCACCUCAGCCUCCUUCAACCUGCACCUCAGCCGCCGUCAACCUGCAUCUCAGCCCCCGUCAACGUGCACCUCAGCCCCCUUCAACCUGCGCCUCAGCCCCUGCAACCUGCACCUCAGCCUCCUUCAACCUGCACCUCAGCCUCCUUCAACCUGCACCUCAGCCUCCUUCAACCUGCACCUCAGCCUCCUUCAACCUGCACCUCAGCCUCCUUCAACCUGCACCUCAACCCCCGUCAAUUUGCACCUCAGCCCCCGGCAACCUGUACCUCAGCCCCCGUCAACCUGCACCUCAGCCCCUGCAACCUGCACCUCAGCCUCCUUCAACCUGCACCUCAGCCUCCUUCAACCUGCACCUCAGCCUCCUUCAACCUGCACCUCAGCCUCCUUCAACCUGCACCUCAGCCUCCUUCAACCUGCACCUCAGCCUCCUUCAACCUGCACCUCAGCCUCCUUCAACCUGCACCUCAGCCUCCUUCAACCUGCACCUCAACCCCCGUCAAUUUGCACCUCAGCCCCCGGCAACCUGUACCUCAGCCCCCGUCAACCUGCACCUCAGCCCCUGCAACCUGCACCUCAGCUUCCUUCAACCUGCACCUCAGCCUCCUUCAACCUGCACCUCAGCCUCCUUCAACCUGCACCUCAGCCUCCUUCAACCUGCACCUCAGCCUCCUUCAACUUGCACCUCAGCCUCCUUCAACCUGCACCUCAGCCUCCUUCAACCUGCACCUCAGCCUCCUUCAACCUGCACCUCAGCCUCCUUCAACUUGCACCUCAGCCCCUGCAACCUGCACCUCAACCUCCUUCAACCUGCACCUCAGCCUCCUUCAACCUGCACCUCAGCCUCCUUCAACCUGCACCUCAGCCUCCUUCAACUUGCACCUCAGCCUCCUUCAACCUGCACCUCAGCCUCUUUCAACCUGCACCUCAGCCUCCUUCAACUUGCACCUCAGCCUCCUUCAACCUGCACCUCAGCCUCCUUCAACCUACACCUCAGCCUCCUUCAACCUGCACCUCAGCCUCUUUCAACCUGCACCUCAGCCUCCUUCAACCUGCACCUCAGCCUCCUUCAACCUGCACCUCAGCCUCCUUCAACCUACACCUCAGCCUCCUUCAACCUGCACCUCAGCCUCUUUCAACCUGCACCUCAGCCUCCUUCAACCUGCACCUCAGCCUCUUUCAACCUGCACCUCAGCCUCCUUCAACUUGCACCUCAGCCUCCUUCAACCUGCACCUCAGCCUCCUUCAACUUGCACCUCAGCCUCCUUCAACCUGCACCUCAGCCUCCUUCAACUUGCACCUCAGCCUCCUUCAACCUGCACCUCAGCCUCCUUCAACCUGCACCUCAGCCUCCUUCAACUUGCACCUCAACCUCGUAUGCUCUGUAAACCUAUCCUCCCGACCCUUGCCAGACUCAACCUGCUCAUUCUAAUAAUGCUCUACACCUCUCUCACAACACCCACAAUGACGUUCAAGUCACCUCAUUGCCCCAUAUGA